Molecule: messenger RNA, 1511 nt
Organism: Melozone crissalis (California towhee)
Lineage: Eukaryota; Metazoa; Chordata; Aves; Passeriformes; Passerellidae
Gene: SCN3B
Product: sodium voltage-gated channel beta subunit 3
Exons: 6
Coding region: 238-885 (215 amino acids)
Biological process (GO): sodium ion transport; ventricular cardiac muscle cell action potential; regulation of heart rate by cardiac conduction
Cellular component (GO): voltage-gated sodium channel complex
Molecular function (GO): sodium channel regulator activity
Source: RefSeq, a predicted model, not a curated record
CUGUCCGUGGUGCUGCCGCCCCCGCGGCCGAGCGCAUCCCCCGGACCGCGCCCGCCCGGCCGCUCCCCGCCCGGCAUCCUGUUGCGCCGGGAGCGCGGCGAGCGGAGGAAGAGCAUCCGAGAGCAUCAGAGAGCAGCAUCCGAGAGCAUCCGAGAGCAUCUGAGAGCAUCUGAGAGCAUCCAAGAGCAUCCGAGAGGAUCCUACCGAGGAGCCUGAGCGCCGGCCCCGCUCCGAACAAUGGCUGCGCUGCCGCGGCUGCUCUGCUCGGCCGCGCUCGCCCUGCUGCUCUGGGCUGGAUUUUGCUCCUCGGUGUGUGUGGAAGUCCCAUCUGAGACAGAGGCUGUCCAAGGGACGGACAUGAAGCUGCUCUGCAUCUCCUGCAUGAAGAGGGAAGAGGUGACAGCCAGCACGGUGGUGGAAUGGUACUACAGGCCCAACGGGGGGAAGGAUGAGCCUAUCUACGAGUACAGGAAAACCAACCACGAGUUCCCGAGCCGCUUCAGCGGGCGGAUCCAGUGGAACGGGAGCAAAGACAUGCAGGACGUGUCCAUCACCGUGGUGAACGUCACCCUCAACGACUCGGGCAUCUACACCUGCAACAUCACCCGCGAGUUCGAGUUCGAGAUCCACCGGCCGCUCUUCCAGAGCUCCAGGGUCAUCCACCUCACCGUGGUGGAGGAGGCUGGAGAAGAUUUCACCUCUGUCAUCUCAGAAAUCAUGAUGUAUAUUCUGCUGGUGUUCCUCACGCUGUGGCUGCUGAUUGAGAUGAUCUAUUGCUACAGGAAGGUGUCCAAGGCAGAGGAGGCUGCCCAGGAAAACGCGACAGACUACCUUGCAAUUCCAUCGGAAAACAAGGAGAACUGUGCUGUGCCUGUGGAGGAGUAGCAGAGGGGAGGCAGCGCAGUGAGCGGCACCAAGCUCCUGUGCGAACUCCACCCUCACCCCUGUGAGCUCCAAGAGGAAUUGUCUCCCUUGCAGGGGCUCUGAAGACAGAAGGACCACGCCACACCAGCCAGCUUUGAGGGGAGCUCUGCGCUGUCAAAGGAGGAGCAGGGGGAAGUGUAAAUUCUCUCCCAUUUGGACUCUGUACAGCCUUGACUUUGGUCCUGUGACCCACCCGAGCUGCCAGCCCGGUGCUGAAGGACUCCUCUGUGGAAGCAUGCUGAGCAAAAGGGUGUGGGCAGCACGGCUCCUCCCCGGCUCUCAGUCCCACCAUCACCUCAAUGGCUUUGUAAAUGUCACCUGUCAGUCCUUAGCUGCUCUCACCACCACCUUUAUUUGCUAAAUGUGCUACUUCUCCACUGCAGAGGUUAAGGGUAUGUAUGGCACGCUGCUCUGAGCUGCAGGAGUGUGAACAAGGACCUCUUAGGGGGUUAUUCCACCACAUACUGUGGCCCAAGCGGUUUUCUUGGUGUUAAAACAGGGAGAAUUUAAUUAAUUAAUGAAGUCACUCUGAAUUUUAGGCUGUCCAUGCACAAGCAGAGUAGGGUGAGGACUGUAAUGCACUAAAA